GGAGGUAAGAAGGGGAUUGCCGCUGAGGACAAAUUCAGCUGUCAGAGACGUGGUGUUCUCACUGGAGUGUCAGCCGGCUAUCAUGGAAUUAAACGAGGACAGCGCAGUAGAAAUUCACGUUUGCUGAUCCUCCCUGAAUCUCUUCUAUUUUCGUCGCAUUCUUCCUUUUGUGAAGGCACGGUACUGGGUGAGGCAACAUGUCGGACAAGAUGUCCAGUUUCCUCCACAUAGGCGACAUCUGCUCCCUCUAUGCGGAGGGCUCCACCAGUGGAUUUAUCAGCACUUUAGGGCUUGUGGAUGACCGCUGUGUGGUACAGCCAGACACAGGCGACCUUAACAACCCACCCAAGAAAUUUCGAGACUGCCUUUUCAAGCUGUGCCCCAUGAACAGGUACUCUGCACAGAAACAGUUCUGGAAGGCAGCAAAACCAGGGGGAAACAGCACCACUGACACAGUACUACUGAACAAACUCCACCAUGCUGCUGAUCUGGAGAAGAAACAGAAUGAAUCUGAGAACCGAAAGCUGCUAGGAACUGUAAUCCAAUACGGAAAUGUAAUUCAGCUGUUGCACUUGAAAAGUAAUAAGUACCUGACGGUGAAUAAGCGACUCCCUGCCCUGUUGGAGAAGAAUGCUAUGAGGGUGACGCUGGACUCUGCAGGCAACGAGGGCUCCUGGUUUUACAUUCAGCCCUUCUACAAACUGCGCUCCCUGGGAGACAGUGUGGUGAUUGGAGACAAGGUGGUCCUUAACCCUGUGAACGCUGGACAGCCCCUUCAUGCCAGCAGCCAUCAGCUGGUCGACAACCCAGGAUGCAAUGAGGUGAACUCUGUAAACUGCAACACAAGUUGGAAAGUAGUUUUGUUCAUGAAAUGGAGUGACAACAAGGAGACUAUUCUUAAAGGGGGGGAUGUUGUUCGGCUGUUCCAUGCAGAGCAGGAGAAGUUCCUGACAUGUGACGACUUCAAGAAGAAGGAGUACGUCUUUCUCAGGACUACAGGACGCCAGUCCGCCACCUCCGCCACUAGCAGCAAGGCAUUGUGGGAAGUGGAGGUGGUCCACCAUGACCCUUGUCGGGGCGGAGCUGGCUACUGGAACAGCCUGUUCCGGUUCAAACACCUUGCAACAGGAUCAUACCUGGCUGCUGAGGUGAACCCCGACUAUAAGGAAGAAUGUCCUGAGCCCAGAUCCUCAGUGGUGGAUUCUGUUCCCUUUAACUUCCAGUUGGACUCGGAUCAUGAGGCCCUGAGAGCGCGUUUGCGAACCCCCCAGGAAAGGGUCAUGUACCAACUGGUGUCUGUUCCUGAUGGCAUGGACAUCUCCUCCAUCUUUGAGCUGGACCCUACCACCCUGAGAGGUGGGGACUCCCUAGUGCCCAGGAACUCUUUUGUGAGGCUCAGGCACCUCUGCACCAACACAUGGGUCCACAGCACCAACAACCCCAUUGACAAGGAGGAGGAGAAGCCUGUCAUGUUACGGAUUGGCACAUCAGCGGUUAAAGAAGACAAAGAGGCCUUUGCCAUAGUGCCUGUCCCCCCAGCGGAAGUCAGAGACUUAGACUUGGCCAACGAUGCCAGUAAAGUGUUGGCAUCCAUUGCUGGGAAACUGGAGAAGGGCACUAUAACACAGAAUGAGAGGAGGUUUGUCACUAAGCUUCUGGAGGACCUAGUCUUCUUCGUGUGUGACAUCCCCAACACUGGCCAGGACGUGCUGGAGAUCAUGGUCAACAAGCCCAACAGAGAGAGACAGAAACUCAUGAGGGAGCAGAACAUCCUCAAACAGAUUUUCAAACUUCUCCAAGCCCCAUUCACGGACAGUGGGGAUGGUCCUAUGCUGCGAUUGGAAGAGCUUGGUGACCAGCGACACGCCCCCUUCAGGCACAUCUGCAGGCUCUGUUACCGGGUAUUACGACACUCCCAACAAGACUACAGGAAGAACCAGGAGUACAUAGCUAAGCAGUUCCGCUUCAUGCAGAAGCAGAUAGGCUACGACGUUCUGGCUGAGGACACGAUAACUGCCCUGCUCCACAACAACCGCAAGCUGCUGGAAAAACACAUCACGGCCGCAGAGAUCGACACCUUUGUCACCCUGGUCAGGAAGAACCGGGAGCCCAGGUUUCUGGACUACCUGUCUGAUCUGUGUGUGUCCAUGAACAAGUCAAUACCAGUUACUCAGGAGCUCAUCUGUAACGCCGUGCUGGACCCAUCCAACGCAGACAUCCUCAUCGAGACUAAGCUAGUUCUGUCGCGCUUUGAGAUUGAGGCUGUAACAAUGGGGGAGAAUCCCAUAGAGACGGAGGAGGACGAGGAGGAGGUGUGGCUCUUCUGGAGGGACAACUGCAAGGAGAUCAGGAGCAAGAGUGUCAGAGAGUUGGCCCAGGACGCCAAGGAGGGCCAGAAGGAGGACCAGGAGGUGGUCAGCUACUACAGGUACCAGCUGAAUCUGUUUGCGCGGAUGUGUCUGGACCGGCAGUACCUGGCCAUCAAUAAGAUCUCUGGCCAGCUAGACGUGGACCUGAUCCUGCGCUGCAUGUCUGACGAGGACCUGCCCUAUGACCUUAGGGCAUCCUUCUGCCGCAUGAUGCUGCACAUGCACGUGGACCGCGACCCCCAGGAACAGGUCACGCCAGUCAAGUACGCACGCCUCUGGUCCGAGAUCCCCUCCAAGAUCGCCAUUGACAACUACGACAAUGAUGGGACCACCAGAGAUGAGAUCAAGGAAAGGUUCUGCCUGACCAUGGAGUUUGUGGAGAACUACCUGAUGUCUGUGGUGUCUCAGAACAUCCCUUUCGACGACAGAGAGAAAAACAAGCUCACCUUCGAGGUAGUGAACCUGGCAAGGAACCUCAUUUACUUUGGCUUCUAUAACUUCAGUGACCUGCUGCGACUGACUAAGAUCUUAUUGAACAUCUUGGAUUGUGUUCAUGUCAGCACCAUUUACCCCAUUACCAAGCUGGAGAAGGGAGAGGAAAAACAAGGCAGUAAUGUGAUGAAGUCUAUCCAUGGGGUGGGGGAGCUAAUGACCCAGGUGGUCCUUCGAGGGGGGGGCUUCCUCCCCAUCACCCCCACCCACCAGCCGGAGGAGGGUGUGGUCAAGACCCAAACAGAGCCGGAGAGGGAGGACAUCAUGGUGAUGGACACCAAGCUCAAGAUCAUCGAGAUCCUGCAGUUCAUUCUGAAUGUGCGGCUGGACUACAGGAUCUCCUGCCUGCUCUGCAUCUUCAAGCGAGAGUUUGAUGAGAGUAACCCUCAGGGUGAUAAUACAUCGUCUAGUGCUAGUCAAGAUGGAAAUAAUAUGACAGGGGCUCUAGAUUUUGAGAACAUAGAAGAGCAGGCAGAGGCAAUCUUUGGAGGAAGUGAGGAGAACACCCCUCUGGACCUGGAUGACCAUGGAGGGAGGACCUUCCUGAGGGUGCUACUGCACCUCACCAUGCAUGACUAUCCUCCCCUGGUGUCUGGGGCCCUCCAGCUGCUCUUCAGACACUUCAGCCAGAGACAGGAAGUCCUCAUGGCUUUCAAACAGGUCCAGCUCUUGGUGACCAGUCAAGAUGUGGACAACUACAAACAGAUCAAGUCCGACUUGGACCAGCUGCGCUCCAUCGUGGAGAAGUCGGAGCUGUGGGUGUACAAGAGGCAGGGGGACGAUGACGGAGGGGACGGACCCUCAGAGUCCGACCAUAAAAAGAAGGGGGAUUCAGGCAGCUCUGACAAAAAGAAGGAGGAAAGCAACAGCAGUUACAACUACAGGGUUAUGAAGGAGAUCCUGCUGCGGCUCAGUAAGCUGUGUGUCCAGGAGGGAGCAUCGGGGAAGAAGAGUAAGAAGCAGCAACAGAGACUAUUGAGGAACAUGGGGGCCCACAGUGUGGUGCUGGAGCUACUGCAGAUCCCCUAUGAGAAGGGCGAGGACGUCCGUAUGCAGGAGAUCAUGAAGCUGGCUCAUGAGUUCCUCCAGAACUUCUGUGCAGGGAACCAGCAGAACCAGAUCCUGCUGCAUAAGCACAUCAACCUAUUCCUCAACCCAGGGAUUCUGGAGGCAGUCACCAUGCAGCACGUUUUCAUGAAUAACUUCCAGCUGUGCAGUGAGAUCAACGAGCGCGUGGUGCAGCACUUUAUCCACUGCACCGAGACGCAUGGCCGCCAUGUCCAGUACCUCAAAUUCCUUCAAACCAUUGUCAAAGCCGAAAACAAAUUCAUCAAGAAGUGUCAGGACACCGUCAUGGCUGAGCUGGUGAACUCGGGCGAGGACGUCCUGGUGUUCUACAACGACCGUGCAUCCUUCCAGACCCUGGUCACGAUGAUGAGGUCGGAGCGGGAUCGUAUGGAUGAGAACAGCGCUCUGAGGUACCACAUCCACCUGGUCGAGCUGCUGGCUGUCUGCACCGAGGGAAAAAACGUCUACACUGAGAUCAAGUGUAACUCUCUGCUGCCUUUGGAUGACAUAGUGAGGGUGGUCACCCAUGAGGACUGCAUCCCUGAGGUGAAGAUAGCCUACAUCAACUUCCUGAACCACUGCUACGUGGACACAGAGGUGGAGAUGAAGGAGAUCUACACCAGCAACCACAUGUGGAAGCUCUUUGAGAACUUCCUGGUGGACAUAUGCAGGGUGUGCAACAACACCAGUGACAGGAAGCAUGCAGACACGGUUCUGGAGGGUUACGUGACAGAGACCGUCAUGAGCAUCGUCACCACCUUCUUCAGCUCGCCCUUCUCUGACCAGAGCACCAGUCUGCAGCUGGCACGUCAGGUGUAUGCAAGCAUUCUGGGAAAGAUAACUGAGACUCGUCAGCCGGUGUUUGUACAGCUCCUACAGGGGGUGUUCAGGGUAUACCACUGCAACUGGCUCAACCCCACUCAGAAGGCCUCCGUUGAGGCCUGUAUCAAGGUGCUCUCUGACGUGGCCAAGAGCAGAGCCAUCGCGAUCCCAGUGGACCUGGACAGCCAGGUGAACAACCUGUUUGUCAAGUCCAACAACGUGGUCACCAAGUCCAUCUUGAGCUGGAGACUCUCCGCCAAGAACGCCCCCAGGAGGGACUCCAACGCCACUGCGUCCGUUAGCUACAGGAACAUCAUAGAAAGGCUGCAGGACAUAGUGUCGGCUCUAGAGGACCGUCUGCGUCCUUUGGUCCAGGCUGAGCUAUCUGUACUGGUGGAUGUGCUGCAUCGCCCAGAGCUACUCUUUCCUGAGAACACAGAUGCCCGCAGGAAGUGUGAAAGCGGUGGCUUCAUUUCCAAGCUGAUCAAACACACCAAGCAGCUACUGGAGGAGAACGAGGAGCGGCUGUGUAUCAAGGUGCUGCAGACUCUGAGGGAGAUGAUGACCAAAGACCGUGGCUAUGGGGAGAAGCACAUUGCCUUUGAUGAUGAGAUGGAUGUGGCUGAGCUGGCCCCUCUGCCGGCUGAACCUGAAGUCCCUGCUGCAGAUGAGCUUGAUCCCAACCAGCCCCAGAAGCAACUGGAGGACCAGAGAAGGGGUGAAGCUCUGAGGCAGAUUCUGGUGAAUCGUUACUAUGGGAACAUCAAACCUGGGGCCAGAAGAGACAGUGUGACGACGUUCAGCAAUGGUCCUGUCCCCCCUGGAACAGAAGGGAAACCUCGAGCAGUGGUGAGUUCAGGGGCGGCCGCGGCCCAAGGGGAGCUGACCCUGCAUGAGGUCCAGUGCCGCCUGGAUAAAGAGGGAGCAUCCGACCUGGUAAUUGACCUCAUCAUGAACGCCACCAGCGAUCGUAUCUUCCAGGAGAGCAUCCUAUUAGCCAUCGCCCUGCUGGAGGGCGGUAACACGGUCAUCCAGAAAUCCUUCUUCAUGCGCCUGACGGGAGAAAACAAGUCGGAGAUGUUCUUCAAGGUGUUCUAUGAGAGGAUGAAGCUGGCCCAGCAGGAGAUCAAGGCCACUGUGACCGUCAACACCAGCGAUCUGGGCAGCAAAAAGAAAGAAGAGGAGCCCCCGGACAAGGACACGCCCACCGCUAAAGGAAAGAAAGGGAUGGAGGUGGCAGUGGUGUCUACGGUGGCGGUUGCCGUGGUGACAGAGGAGGUCAAGGAGCAACUGGUGGAGGCUUCCACAGUCACUAAGAAGGCGUUCACAAGGUACCGGCGUGAGGCCGAGGCCGAGGAGCAUCUGGCUGCCGCUGAGGGUCAGGGCCCCACCAGCACUCCUGAUGACCAGGAAGGGGAGAUGAGUGUCAUUAUCACCAUCAUGCAGCCCAUCCUGCGACUCAUGCAGCUGCUGUGUGAGAACCACAACAGGGAGCUGCAGAACUUCCUACGGUGUCAGAACAACAAGAACAACUAUAAUCUGGUGUGUGAGACACUGCAGUUCCUGGACUGUAUCUGUGGCAGCACCACGGGAGGCCUGGGGCUACUGGGACUCUACAUCAAUGAGAAGAACGUAGGCCUCAUCAACCAGACAGUAGAGAGCCUCACAGAGUACUGCCAGGGACCCUGCCAUGAGAACCAGAACUGCAUCGCCACUCAUGAAUGCAACGGUAUCGACAUCAUCAUCGCUCUGAUCCUCAACGACAUCAACCCCCUGGGCAAGAAGAGGAUGGACCUGGUGCUGGAGCUUAAGAAUAAUGCAUCCAAGCUCCUCUUGGCCAUCAUGGAGAGUCGCCACGACAGUGAGAACGCAGAGAGGAUACUAUACAACAUGAGGCCCAAAGAACUGGUGGAGGUGAUAAAAAAGGCCUACAUGCAGGGGGAGGUGGAGCCAAAUGAGCCUGCUGAGGAAGAUGAAGAUGGCGAGGAAGAGCAUGCAGCCUCUCCACAAAACGUGGGACAUAACAUCUACAUCCUGGCUCAUCAGUUGGCCCGCCACAACAAGGAGCUGCAGGCCUUGUUGAAGACCUAUGGGGAGGGGGAUGAAGCUCUGGAAUUCUAUGCCAAGCACACAGCUCAGAUUGAGAUUGUGCGGCUGGAUCGCACCAUGGAGCAGAUAGUCUUCCCCGUGCCCAACAUCUGUGAGUUCCUCACCAACGAGUCCAAGCUGCGGGUGUACUAUACCACGGAGCGCGAUGAGCAGGGCAGCAAGAUCAACGACUUCUUCCUGCGCUCUGAGGACCUCUUCAACGAGAUGAACUGGCAGAAGAAGCUGCGAGCCCAGCCCAUUCUAUACUGGUGCUCUCGUAACAUGUCCUUCUGGAGCAGCAUCUCCUUCAACCUGGCCGUGCUCAUGAACCUGCUGGUGGCCUUCUUCUACCCUCUGGAAGGAAUCCGCGGAGGUACCCUGGAUGGUCAUCUGUCAGCUCUGCUGUGGAUCGCCAUGCUGGUUUCCCUGGCCAUUGUCAUCAUUCUGCCCCAGCCCCACGGCGUCCGGGUCCUCAUCGCCUCAACCAUCCUCCGCCUCAUCUUCUCUGUGGGCCUGGAGCCAACCCUCUUCCUCCUAGGGGCCUUCAACGUGGGCAAUAAGAUGAUCUUCUUGAUGAGUUUCGUGGGGAACAGAGGGACGUUCACGCGGGGCUACAAGGCCAUGAUCAUGGAUGUCGAGUUCCUCUACCACCUCCUCUACCUGAUCAUCUGUAGUCUGGGCGUCUUCGUCCAUGUCUUCUUCUACAGUCUGCUGCUCUUUGACCUGGUGUACAGGGAGGAGACGCUGCUGAAUGUGAUCAAGAGUGUAACCCGUAAUGGCCGCUCCAUCCUGCUAACAGCCGUGCUGGCUCUCAUCCUGGUCUACCUCUUCUCCAUCGUGGGCUACAUCUUCUUCCAGGAUGACUUUCUCCUUAACAUUGACAGGAUACCUAAUAAAACACUUGAGAGUGGAGCCAGUAUGGUGGGAGAGUUCCUAUCAGCAGAAGUGUGUCGGAAGGACAGUGGGGAGAACUGCUCCACAGAAGCUGUUGUGGAUGCUGCCAUAGCCACCCAGCCGUCGGCAGUAGUGAUCGAGGACAAGGAGCGGUCAUGUGACUCUCUACUCAUGUGUAUUGUCACUGUCUUGAGUCACGGCCUGAGGAGUGGAGGUGGUGUGGGGGACGUCCUCCGGAAGCCAUCCAAAGAGGAGCCUCUGUUUGCUGGCAGGGUGAUCUAUGACCUGCUCUUCUUCUUCCUGGUCAUCAUCAUCGUCCUCAACCUCAUCUUCGGAGUCAUCAUCGACACCUUUGCCGACCUCAGGAGUGAAAAGCAAAAAAAAGAGGAAGUCCUGAAGACGACGUGCUUUAUCUGCGGCCUGGAAAGGGACAAGUUUGACAACAAGACAGUGACAUUUGAAGAGCACAUCAAGGUGGAGCACAACAUGUGGCACUACCUGUUCUUCAUAGUGCUGGUGAAAGUGAAGGACUCCACAGAGUACACAGGACCAGAGAGCUACGUCGCUGAGAUGAUCAGGGAGCACAACCUUGACUGGUUUCCACGGAUGCGGGCCAUGUCUCUGGUCUGUAGCGAUGCGGACGGGGAGCAAAAUGAAAUCAGGAGCCUACAGGAGAAACUGGAGUCUACCAUGAAGCUAGUCUCCAACCUCUCUGGACAACUGACUGAGCUCAAGGAGCAGAUGACAGAGCAAAGGAAGCAGAAACAGAGAAUUGGACUGUUGGGCCAUCCUCAGCAUCCUCAACACGCCAACCCCCAGCAACCUGCGUGAGGCUGAGGAUGCCCCCAACCUAGCCACAAGAUCCAGGAAGACCCACUUCUACUCCUGCUUUGUGUUUGCAUAGAGAACAGAGUGCAGAAUCUUCACUUAGUGGUCACUCCCGCCUUCAUACCGUAGCUACCGAGUGUGAGUGCGAAGCGUAACAGUAGGCAACACACUGACAUAGCUAGUCAUAUAAUUGUGAUAUGUAGGUUAGCCCACAAAGGUAUAACUCAAACAAGAACACUCACCAGACCCAGACACCCCAUCUUUUUCCCAGGCCAUUUGGGAUUGGUGCCAAAUGUUUUCUAUGUAGAAACGAAAGUGAAUUCUCAUUAUAUGGCCUUUACUGUGUGAACUUGAAAUACAGCAGCGCUGUACCGGACACAGGAAUAGGGAGUCCAACAUGAAGAUGACACUGAGAGACAUGGAAAGAAACAUCUUUUUGUAUAUACUACUGGUAUAGCAAGCAGUAUUUAAUGUCUUAUUUUUGUAUUUUGUGCAAUAUCACUACUUAAAUAUGCAACCACCUCCUUGGUGUAUGAAUUUAAGUUGUAAUUUAAGUCAUGCCUUAUUUAAUAGGGACAGCAAAAAAUUUCAAAUGGGAGCUUUAUUUGUUAUUAUUUUGCUUCAAAUUAAAUAGGGACCUGUUGUUAGAUUUCACAUAUGGAAAUUAUUCCAUGUAGAAUAGCAGUUGGCUGGACAGAUCAAGUUACAUGCAUUGUUCUGGGCUUUCUGAUUUUACUUGUUUUAUUUCUUUCAGAAUGUUUCAUAAAAAGUAUUUAAUACGCUUAAUAGAGAUAUAGUAUUGUCUGAGAGCAAGUGUAGGUCUUGUUUUCGGCUUCCUUUCUGCAAAUAAGAAUGUGUCCUACCUUGUUGUACUAUUUGAUGAUAUUUGCUUUCUGGGAUAGUGGGAGGUGUUAGGACAUUUCAUCCAAACAAAUGUAAUAUGUUAAAAUAUGACCAAGCUGUCAUGAUUUGUUAAUCUUUCCACAUUUUAUUGCACUAAAUAUAAUUAGCAUCUAUCGUC
Messenger RNA from Oncorhynchus gorbuscha (pink salmon), 9582 nucleotides. RefSeq names its product inositol 1,4,5-trisphosphate receptor, type 1b (gene itpr1b). Gene Ontology annotation, cellular component: membrane; endoplasmic reticulum. Gene Ontology annotation, biological process: calcium ion transmembrane transport. NCBI's taxonomy places the organism in Eukaryota, Metazoa, Chordata, Actinopteri, Salmoniformes, Salmonidae. Gene Ontology annotation, molecular function: inositol 1,4,5 trisphosphate binding; inositol 1,4,5-trisphosphate-gated calcium channel activity. The record is from RefSeq and is a predicted model, not a curated record.